Etheostoma cragini (Arkansas darter) is the source of this 1916-nucleotide messenger RNA. RefSeq names its product adaptor related protein complex 3 subunit mu 2 (gene ap3m2). Bases 144 to 1400 code for a protein of 418 amino acids. Gene Ontology annotation, biological process: intracellular protein transport; endocytosis. The transcript has 9 exons. The record is from RefSeq and is a predicted model, not a curated record. NCBI's taxonomy places the organism in Eukaryota, Metazoa, Chordata, Actinopteri, Perciformes, Percidae. Gene Ontology annotation, cellular component: clathrin adaptor complex; cytoplasmic vesicle.
UUGCUGUCCUCUCUAGUCUUCCUCACACCAAGAGCUGCUGUCCCACCUAACGGGAAGCAACGACGGCUGCGUAAUCUUUCACUGGGAGAAAGGGUGAAAGGCGAGACGAAACCGUAAGAGAAUUGUCUUCGCCUCCAGCCAAAAUGAUCCACAGCCUGUUCCUAAUCAACGCCUCCGGGGACAUUUUCCUGGAGAAGCACUGGAAGAGCGUGGUCAGCCGCUCUGUGUGUGACUACUUCUUUGAGGCGCAGGAGCGCGCCACUGAGCCGGAGAACGUCCCACCAGUCAUACCCACACCGCAUCACUACCUUAUCAGUGUGCUCAGGCAUCGCAUCUACUUUGUUGCAGUCAUCCAGAGUGAGGUGCCACCGCUGUUUGUCAUCGAGUUCCUGCACAGAGUCGUCGACACGUUCCAGGACUAUUUUGGCGUGUGUACCGAGGCUGCCAUUAAGGACAAUGUGGUUGUGGUCUAUGAACUACUGGAAGAGAUGCUGGACAACGGCUUUCCGCUGGCUACAGAGUCCAACAUCCUCAAAGAGCUCAUUAAGCCUCCCACCAUCCUCCGCACAAUGGUCAACACCAUCACAGGCAGCACCAAUGUUGGUGAACAGCUCCCUACAGGCCAGCUGUCAGUGGUGCCAUGGCGACGCACCGGAGUCAAAUACACCAACAACGAGGCCUAUUUUGACGUGGUGGAGGAGAUCGAUGCUAUCAUUGAUAAAUCAGGCUCCACUAUUACAGCAGAAAUCCAGGGAGUCAUUGAUGCCUGUGUAAAACUGACAGGCAUGCCCGACCUCACUCUCUCUUUCAUGAAUCCUCGGCUGCUGGAUGAUGUCAGCUUCCACCCGUGUGUUCGGUUCAAGCGCUGGGAAGCUGAGCGGAUCCUCUCCUUCAUCCCCCCCGAUGGCAACUUCCGGUUGCUCUCCUACCAUGUCAGCUCUCAGAACCUGGUGGCGAUCCCAGUGUACAUCAAGCACAACAUCACCUUCCGAGAGGGGAGCUCCCAGGGCCGUUUUGACUUGACUCUGGGACCCAAACAGACCAUGGGCAAGGCCGUUGAGUCGGUCCUUGUCAGCAGCCAGCUGCCCCGCGGCGUCCUGAACGCCAACCUCAACCCCACCCAGGGAACAUACACCUUUGACCCAGUCACAAAGAUGUUGAGCUGGGAUGUUGGCAAGAUCAACCCUCAGAAGCUUCCCAGCCUGAAAGGCACCAUGAGCCUGCAGGCCGGGGCCUCCAAACCUGACGAGAACCCCACCAUCAACAUCCAGUUAAAGAUCCAACAGAUGGCCAUCUCAGGGCUGAAGGUGAAUCGACUGGACAUGUACGGUGAGAAGUAUAAACCUUUCAAAGGUAUCAAAUACAUGACCAAAGCUGGCAAGUUCCAGGUGCGGACAUAAGGACUUCUGCUCUGCGACUACUGGACCAAACCACCAUGACAACACGGGAUGCUGUGAUGGGGGAAGAAGAGAGAGUUGGUACAUUCCCUGUGUACUGUAUAUGCAUUUCAGGAUUUAACAAACUGGAGGCUCCAUUUAGCAGUUAAGAAUGGACCGUUGCACAUAAAAUACCCUCUGUUGAAGUAAAAUUGUGUAAUGUCCAAUCUGGUCAGAGCUUUGAGUUUAAAGAGUUUGAACCAAGAGUAAUAAUGAUGCGUUCCAUUUGAACACGGACUUUCCAAGUUUCAUGUCUGAAAUUUUUACUGUAACAUCCCCCUGGCGUUGGAUUUCGGAGUUGGGCCAAGAUGGCUGCUUUGUGGAUCAACAGUAGUGAAAGUGGUAGAAAAUGUACAGUUAAUUAGCUCUUCUGUCUUAUUUGUGACUCACUAAAUACACACAGUGUAAAAGUCGUACACACAGUAAGUUACUGUCUGUCUUCUAUCUGUGGACAUGAUGUCACACUGUCCGUAUGCACAA